CCCCGUUUGGCCGUGGUUUCUAGACUAACCCUUCCAAGUGCACUUUUACCCCUGCAGUAAUUCUCACAGCGAGCUGCCUGCUUGUGAAGAGCACAAUGUUCCUGGUCGGACUCUCGGGUGGAAUCGCGUCAGGGAAGAGCACAGUGGUGGCCGUACUCCGGGAACUGGGCUGUGCCGUGAUUGAUGCCGAUGUUAUUGCCAGAGAGGUGGUGCAGCCCCACUUCAAGGCCUAUCGGCAGAUAGUGCAUUACUUUGGCACCGAGAUCCUCUUGGAGAAUGGAGAGAUAAAUCGUGAGGCUCUAGGAAACAUUAUCUUCUCCCACCCGGAGAAACGGCAGCUGCUGAACUCCAUCACCCACCCAGAGAUCCAGAAGGAGAUGCUGAAGCAGAUCUUGAAGUACUUUGUGCUAGGCUACCGCUACGUGAUCCUCGACAUCCCUCUGCUCUUCGAGACCAAGAGAUUGACCAAGUUUAUGAAAUACACGGUCUUGGUUUAUUGCGACCCGCCGACACAGCUCUCUCGGCUGAUGAAGAGGAACAAGCUGUCCCAGGCGGAGGCAGAAGCUCGCAUCACCUCCCAGCUGCCGCUGGACGAGAAGCGCAAAUUAGCGAGUCACAUCAUUGACAACUCCGGGGACCUGGAGAGCACGCGCCGGCAGGUCCUGAGGCUGCACGCCCGCCUGGAGGAUUCCCUGGAUUUCCUCUGGGCACGGCUGGCGGUGGGCAUGGUUGUAGCCGGGCUUGGAGGGCUGGUGUACCUCCUCCUCCGGCAUUUCAUCUCUUAAUUCACCUUUUUCUUUUUGUCAUGGAAGAGGCCUGAAUUUCCAGGUUUGAAAAGGGCAGUGAAAGGCCACCUCUUUUAAUGAGCUUUGCCAGCUGAAUGCAGACAGUGGGAUGAGGCGUCUCCUUGCAGACUUCCCAAGGUGAACGUAGGGAGGUUUUUCCGGCACCAUCUCCCCUCUUCUUUCUUCCUGCUCAGGUUCUUACCCACCAGCUGUGCCUGUGAGAUGGGACCACUCCCCUUGCGUAGCUGCGGCCUGGGGAGGG
Messenger RNA from Gavia stellata (red-throated loon), 1047 nucleotides. RefSeq names its product dephospho-CoA kinase domain containing (gene DCAKD). NCBI's taxonomy places the organism in Eukaryota, Metazoa, Chordata, Aves, Gaviiformes, Gaviidae. The coding region runs from base 96 to 785 and encodes 229 amino acids. The transcript has 5 exons. Gene Ontology annotation, biological process: coenzyme A biosynthetic process. Gene Ontology annotation, molecular function: ATP binding; dephospho-CoA kinase activity. The record is from RefSeq and is a predicted model, not a curated record.